Molecule: messenger RNA, 3942 nt
Organism: Abrus precatorius (Indian licorice)
Lineage: Eukaryota; Viridiplantae; Streptophyta; Magnoliopsida; Fabales; Fabaceae
Product: putative inactive cadmium/zinc-transporting ATPase HMA3
Exons: 9
Coding region: 379-3546 (1055 amino acids)
Biological process (GO): monoatomic cation transport
Cellular component (GO): membrane
Molecular function (GO): zinc ion transmembrane transporter activity; ATP binding; cadmium ion transmembrane transporter activity
Source: RefSeq, a predicted model, not a curated record
CUUCCUUUUCUAUCUCUCUGCUUACAAGGUGGUUCGCUUUUCUAAGUCUCAGCCGUUUAUGUUCCUAAGUUGGUUUGGAACAUGUUUUUAGUCUCACAUGAAACAUGAUUAUUAACUGUCACCGCCCCUGUUUUUUCUCCUUGUUCUCUGAUUCUCUUCUAUUUUCUUUUUCCCUUUUUUCUCCUUGUCCUCUAGACUGCUACACAAAUGAAUAUAUGAUCAUUCUUUCGUAAUCAUUUUUCUAAAACUUCUUGCAAAGAAACCAAAUUCAGACCCUUUUUCAGAAUUUUCUUAUUGAAUCCAAAGGGAAUUUCAUUUGGGUACUGUUUCCUUUUCUUGGGGUUGCAGGUAUUUUGAUCAAACUUUGGAGGGUUACUUAUGUCUUCCCAAGAGAAGAACAAGGGAGGGAAAAAGUUGCAAAAGAGCUACUUCGAUGUGUUGGGUUUAUGUUGCUCUUCCGAGGUACCAUUGAUUGAGAACAUCCUGAAACCUCUUGAAGGUAUCAAAGAGGUUUCAGUCAUUGUCCCUUCACGAACCGUCAUUGUUGUCCAUGAUACUCUUGUCAUUUCGCAACUUCAAAUUGUUAAGGCUUUGAAUCAAGCAAGACUUGAAGCAAAUAUUAGAGUGUAUGGAGACGAGAAGCACCAAAAGAGAUGGCCAAGCCCUUAUUCAGUGGCUUCUGGAGUUCUACUUCUGCUAUCGAUUCUGAAAUAUGUGUACCAUCCUUUUAAAUAUUUGGCACUCGGAGCAGUUGCUGUAGGGGCAUACCCAAUCAUCUUAAAAGCUAUUGUCUCCUUUCGGAACCUUAGGCUUGACAUCAACAUUCUCAUGAUUAUAGCAGUUAUUGGGACAAUUGCUAUGAAUGAUUAUUUGGAAGCGGGCACCAUUGUUUUCCUCUUCUCAAUUGCAGAAUGGCUAGAGUCAAGGGCAAGUCACAAGGCAAAUGCAGUAAUGUCAUCAUUGAUGAACAUAGCCCCUCAAAAAGCAGUCAUUGCUGAAACAGGAGAGGUUGUGGAUGCUGAUGAGGUGAAAGUAAACACUAUCCUAGCUGUUAAAGCAGGAGAGGUGAUACCCAUUGAUGGAAUUGUUGUAGAUGGAACCUGUGAAGUUGAUGAGAAAACAUUGACUGGGGAAUCAUUCCCUGUAGCAAAACAAAAGGAUUCCACUGUAUGGGCUGGCACCAUCAAUUUAAAUGGUUAUAUUAGUGUGAAAACUACUUCACUAGCUGAGGAUUGUGUGGUGGCCAAAAUGGCAAAGCUUGUGGAAGAAGCUCAAAACAGCAAAACAAGCAUUCAAAGAUUGAUCGACAAGUUUGCCAAGUUUUAUACCCCGGCUGUUGUAGUCAUAUCAACUCUUGUAGCAGUGAUUCCAGUUGCAUUAAAAGUACAUGACGAGAAACACUGGCUUCACUUUGCACUUGUUGUUUUAGUAAGUGCAUGUCCAUGUGCACUUAUCCUUUCAACGCCGGUUGCAACUUUUUGUGCUUAUACGAGAGCAGCUACAUCAGGUCUUCUCAUCAAAGGGGGUGAUUAUCUUGAAACACUUGCAAAAAUUAAGGUCGUGGCUUUUGACAAAACUGGUACCAUAACAAAGGGUGAAUUUGUGGUGACACAUUUUCAAUCUCUUUCAGAUGACAUUGAUUUGGACACACUGCUUUACUGGGUGUCAAGCGUAGAGAGCAAGUCAAGCCAUCCAUUGGCAGCAGCAAUUGUUGAUUAUGGAAGGUCCCUUUCCAUUGAACCAAAGCCAGAAAAGGUGACAGAAUUUGACAAUUUUCCUGGAGAAGGAAUAUGUGGAAAAAUUGACGACAGAGUUCUUUACAUUGGAAAUAAAAAAAUUGCCACAAGAGCUAGAUCUGAAACAGGUGAUUGCCUUUCACAUGAUGUUCCAACUUUAGAAGGUGACAUUCAAAGAGGAAAGACCACAGGAUACAUAUACUCCGAAGCAACCCUGGUUGGAUUUUUCUCUCUUUCGGAUGCUUGCCGGUCAGGGGUUGAGGAGGCCAUAGGACAGUUGAAAUCAUUGGGAAUCAAAACUGCCAUGCUUACUGGAGAUUGUCAAUCUGCUGCAAUGCAAGCACAGGAGCAGCUGGGGCAUUCUCUGGAGUUAGUCCAUGCAGAACUUUUGCCAGAGGAUAAGGUGAAAAUCAUAUCAGAAUUUAAAAAGGAAGGUCCAACAGCCAUGAUUGGAGAUGGUUUAAAUGAUGCGCCUGCGUUAGCUGCAGCUGAUAUUGGAAUCUCAAUGGGCAUUUCAGGUUCUGCACUGGCAAGUGAGACAGGCAAUAUAAUUCUUAUGUCAAAUGACAUUAGGAAGAUACCAGAAGCCAUUAAACUUGCUAGAAAAGCUCGUAGGAAAGUGAGAGAGAAUAUUAUUUUGUCAGUCAUUACUAAGGCUGGGAUUCUUGGUUUGGCCAUUGGUGGUUAUCCACUUGUUUGGGCUGCAGUUGUUGCUGAUGUUGGAACAUGUCUAUUGGUCAUCUUUAACAGCAUGUUACUUCUGAAGAAAGGACACAAACAUGGAGGAAAAUGUUGUAAAUCUUCCACUCAACUACAUAACCACAAAAAUGGAUGUGGUGGUACUACAGGUAGUUCCUCUCAUCACCAUCAUCAUCAUGAUCAUCAUCAUAAGCAUCAUCAACAUGAAAAUCAACAUCAUAGCCACAAGGAUUGUUGCUCAGACAAGAAAAAGAUGUCUCAGCCUCAGAAGUGUGCCUCCCAGACAUGUUCUUCAACUUGUCCACCCUGUAAUACCAUGAAGAGUCAGGAUCAAUGCAAUGGAAGUGAUGAAUUCCAGAAACAUGAUCAUUGUCAUCAUGGACGAUGUGACAAUGAUCAAGGUGGAGGACAGAAGCAUGAUACUGAAAAGGAGGGUUGUUCAGAUUCCCAAAACUUGAUUCUAAAUGCAGAAGACAAUGGUGCAGUAAACAAGCAUGGUAAUUGUUUGGGACACAAGUCCCACGGGACAAAACACCACCAUGACCAAAAUUUUGACAUGGUUCAUGAUAGCACUUCACUUACUUCUCCUUGCCAUACCAAUCCCUCUUCUAUAAAAGGAAGUGCCAAAGAACAUUGCCACUUGAUCCAUGGUGGUGAAAAUCUGAAAGACCAAGAACACAGAAACAUGUUAGGAUCCAAUCAUGACAACCAUGAAAAAUCAUGUUGUCAUUCUGAUUUUAAGCAGCAUGGAACAGGUGAAAUAUCCAUUGACAUCACCAAUGAGCAUGUUGAAAUAGCUUCAAUGCAUGGUUGCUCAAGUUUGGAAGAGAAAGAAAAAGGUUCCUGUUGUGAAGGUUGCUCAGACACAUGCGAAAAAUUAUCUAUUCUGUGUGGCUGUGAGAGUGCAAAUGAGAUAAAAGAUAGUGCAUGUUGUAGAAAUGAGAUCUCUUCCAAAGAAUGCAAGGAAUUCCCUAUAGUGCAUGCUUGUAUAAGUUUGGAUAAAAGACAAGUUGGUGGAUGUUGUAAGAGCUAUAUGAGGGAAUGUUGUAGGAAACAUGGACACUCAGGAGCUGGUUUUGUAGGAGGCUUAUCAGAAAUUAUUACAGAAUAGGUGUAGCUGACUGCAUCGUAAGCAACAGGUGUCAGCAUCCUUAUUCUUACAAAUUUAUAUUUUAGUAGAACAAGAAUCCUCUAAAUUAUUAACUUGAUGUGCCUAUAAUGGAAACACUUUCCUAAUGCUCUUGUAUAUAGUUUGAAGAGAUAGUUGAAGUGAACACAAACAUAGUGUUUGCGACCGACAUUUUACCAAACAGGUCUGCAGGAGCUUGUUAUGAUAGACAGACACAUUGACCAGCACAGUGACAUGAGCUGAAGAUACAUUUUUAUUAUAACAUUGCUUUAGAAUGUUAUCAUGCCUUUUUAUUUUGGGGUAAUAAGAUAGAUAUGGGGAAUUGGGCUCAUAAAGAAGAGGAAUCAUUCCUUUUGGUUGUUGUUGGUGUAGAUGUUA